GUCUGAUUACAACAACGUCAAGAAAAUUGGAUCGGGAACAGCAAGCAGAGCAUUUUUUGGAGGUAAUCGUGUCAGAUGGGGGCACAUCUCCCAAGCAGUCCUCCGUUUGGGUGGUGGUCCAGGUUCUGGAUGAAAACGAUAACAAACCUCAGUUUCCAGAGAAAGUCUAUCAGAUCAAGCUGCCCGAAAGGGACCGUAAGAAAAGAGGGGAGCCUAUCUACAGAGCUUUUGCUUUUGACAAAGAUGAAGGCCCUAAUGCAGAAAUCUCCUACAGCAUCGUGGAUGGAAAUGAUGAUGGAAAAUUUUUUAUUGAUCCCAAAACAGGGAUGGUUUCAUCCAGAAAGCAGUUCACAGCAGGGAGUUAUGACAUCUUAACAAUAAAAGCAGUGGACAAUGGCCGGCCCCAAAAAUCUUCAACUGCACGCCUCCAUAUUGAGUGGAUAAAAAAGCCUGCGCCCUCGCCCGUGCCCCUGACUUUCGAUGAACCCUUUUAUAACUUCACCAUCAUGGAAAGUGAUAAAGUGACAGAAAUCGUUGGGGUGGUCUCUGUGCAGCCAUCUAACAUUCCUCUCUGGUUUGAUAUUGUCGGAGGGAAUUACGAUAGUUCUUUCGACGCGGAGAAGGGAGUGGGCACUAUUGUCAUUGCAAAGCCCCUGGAUGCAGAGCAGAGGUCAAUAUAUAAUAUGACUGUGGAGGUCACCGAUGGAACAAACAUUGCCACGACUCAGGUUCUUAUCAAAGUGUUGGAUAACAAUGAUAAUGGCCCAGAAUUCUCUCAACAAAGUUAUGAUGUCACCAUUUCAGAGGACAUCCUCCCUGAUACUGAAAUUCUGCAAAUUGAAGCUAUAGACAGAGAUGAAAAGCAUAAGUUGAGCUACACUAUUCACAGCAGCAUCGAUACAGUCAGCAUGAGAAAAUUCAGAAUUGAUCCCAGCACUGGGGUGCUCUAUACUGCUGAGAGAUUAGACCAUGAAGCUCAAGAUAAGCACAUCCUUAAUGUCAUGGUCCGAGAUCAAGAAUUCCCUUACAGAAGAAACCUGGCCAGAGUCAUCAUAAAUGUGGAAGACUCCAAUGACCACAGUCCAUACUUCACCAGCCCGUUGUAUGAAGCCUCAGUGUUUGAAUCAGCAGCAGUUGGAUCAGCAGUCUUGCAGGUCACAGCUUUGGACAAAGAUAAAGGAGAAAACGCGGAGCUUAUCUACACUAUUGAAGCAGGAAAUACAGGAAACACAUUCAAGAUUGAACCAGUUUUAGGGAUCAUUACAUUACUGAAGGAGCCAGACUUAACCACAGUGGGACAGUUUGUUUUGUCAGUCAAAGUGAGUGAUCAAGGUUCUCCACCACUGUCUGCAACAGCAAUUGUGCGAAUAUCUGUGACGAUGGCAGAUAAUUCCCACCCUAAGUUCACUCUCAAAGAAUACCAAGCGGAGGUUAAUGAAAAUGUGGAUAUUGGUACUUCUGUCAUCUCUCUCUCUGCAAUCAGUCAGUCCACAUUAGUUUAUGAGGUUAAAGAUGGGAAUGUGGAUGGAGUUUUCGCUAUAAACCCAUAUUCUGGAGUGAUCACCAGUCAAAAAGCCCUUGAUUAUGAACAUGUUUCCUUCUAUCAGCUCAUCAUACAGGCAACAAAUAUGGCAGGCAUGGCAUCAAAUGCCACUGUGAACAUUCAGAUUGUUGAUGAAAAUGAUAACUCACCAGUUUUUCUCUUCUCUCAGUACUCAGGCAGCAUAAGCGAAGCUGCUCCUGUAAAUAGCAUAGUCCGGAGUGCAAAUAACAGUCCUCUCGUGAUACGUGCCACUGAUGCUGACAGCAACCAGAAUGCUCUGCUUGUCUACCAGAUUGUCGAAUCUACUGCAAAAAAGUAUUUCACAGUAGAUUCCAGCACAGGUGCAAUCAGAACAAUUGCAAAUUUAGAUCAUGAAACGAUAGCCCACUUCCACUUCCACGUACAUGUUAGAGACAGUGGGAAUCCCCAGCUUACAGCAGAAAGCCCAGUUGAAGUGACCGUUGAGGUAACUGAUGUCAAUGACAACCCACCAGUCUUCAGCCAGGCCGUGUUUGAGACAGUCUUGCUCCUGCCCACAUAUGUUGGUGUUGAAGUUCUCAAAGUCAAGGCUACAGACCCAGAUUCAGAGAUCCCUCCUGAACUAACAUAUAGUCUAAUUGAAGGCAAUAUGGAACAUUUUUUAAUUGAUUCAAGCACAGGGGUGCUCACCAUUAAAAACAAUAGUCUCUCCAAAGACCAUUAUAUGCUAAUAGUAAGAGUAUCCGAUGGGAAAUUUUAUAGCACUGCUAUGGUUACAAUCAUGGUAAAAGAAGCCAUGGAUAGUGGGCUCCAUUUCACACAAAAUUUUUAUUCCACUUCUAUCUCUGAAAACAGCACCAAUAUCACAAAGAUCGCUGUGGUGAAUGCUGUUGGUAACCGUCUCAAUGAGCCUUUGAAAUACAGUAUAUUAAACCCAGGCAACAAAUUCAAAAUCAAAUCCACCUCAGGAGUGAUUCAGACAACUGGCAUCCCCUUUGAUCGAGAGGAACAAGAGCUGUAUGAGUUGGUGGUGGAAGCAAGCCGAGAACUAGAUCACCUUCGUGUCGCUCGAGUGGUGGUGAGGGUUUACAUUGAGGACAUAAAUGACAAUGCCCCGGUGUUUGUAGGGCUCCCAUACUAUGCUGCUGUGCAAGUCGAUGCUGAGCCUGGUACCCUGAUAUAUCGAGUGACAGCUAUUGAUAAAGAUAAGGAUGAAAAUGGUGAGGUGUCAUAUCUUCUGAAGGAAGACUACGGACAUUUUGAAAUUGAUAGAGGAACUGGCAGCGUCACUUUAAAAGAAGCCUUCAAUUCUGAUUUAUCCAAUAUAGAGUAUAUGGUUGUCGUUCUUGCAAAAGAUGGUGGUAACCCAUCGUUGUCUGCUUCAGUAGAGCUCCCCAUUACCAUUGUUAACAAAGCGAUGCCUGUAUUUGACAAGCCCUUCUAUACAGCCUCUGUGAAUGAAGAUGUAGAAAUGCACACACCAAUUUUAAGUAUAAAUGCAACCAGUCCAGAAGGCCAAGGUAUCAUUUAUAUCAUUGUUGAAGGAGAUCCUUACAACCAGUUUAAUAUUGACUUUGAUACUGGAGUUCUGAGUGUCAUCAGCCCACUGGACUAUGAAAUAAAUUCUCUUUUCAAGCUGAUGGUGCGAGCCAGUGAUGCCCUCACUGGUGCUCGAGCUGAGGUCACUGUGGACUUGAUAAUUAAUGAUGUGAAUGAUAAUCCUCCAAUUUUUGAUCAGUUGGCCUAUAAUGCUACUUUGUCUGAAGCGUCUUUGAUUGGGACUCCAGUACUGCAGGUUGUUGCUAUUGAUGCUGACUCUGACAAUAACAAGAUUGUGCAGUAUCAGAUAGUCCAGGACACCUUUAACAGCACAGACUAUUUCCAUAUAGACAGCACCAGUGGCCUAAUUCUGACAGCCCGGAUGCUGGAUCAUGAACUCAUGCAGCAGUGCAGCUUGAAAGUCAGAGCAACCGAUAAUGGGUUCCCACCACUAAGCAGUGAGGUUCUUGUUAGUAUCUCAAUAACAGAUAUGAAUGACAACCCUCCAGUUUUUAACCAGUUAAUAUAUGAAUCGUAUGUGAGUGAACUGGCACCUCGAGGGCAUUUUGUGACUUGUGUCCAAGCUUCUGAUGCUGACAGCUCUGAUUUUGACAGACUGGAGUACAGCAUCUUAUCAGGAAACGAUCGGACCAGUUUUGUUAUGGACAGCAAGAGUGGUGUUAUCACACUUUCCAACCAUCGGAAACAGAGAAUGGAGCCCAUGUACAGCCUAAAUGUCUCUGUGUCGGAUGGGCUGUUCACCAGCACAGCUCAGGUGCACAUACAGAUCCUUGGGGCCAACCUCUACAGCCCUGUGUUUUCGCAGAGCGUUUACGUUGCAGAGGUUAGAGAAAACGCUGCUCCUGGAACUAAGGUAAUCCACGUGAAGGCAACAGAUGGGGAUUCAGGUGUAUACGGCCAGAUAAGCUACUCCAUAAUAAAUGACUUUGCCAAGGACCGGUUUUUGAUUGAUAGCAAUGGACAGAUUCUGACAACUGAGAGGUUAGACAGGGAGAACCCGCUGGAAAGUGAUAUUGGUAUAUUUUUGAGAGCCCUCGAUGGAGGUGGCAGAACUACCUUUUGCACUGUGAGAAUGAUAGUAGUGGAUGAGAAUGACAACGCUCCUCAAUUUAUGACAGUUGAAUACAGAGCAAGCGUCAAAGCAGAUGUUGGGAAAGGUUACUUGGUGACCCAAGUGCAAGCAGUAGAUCCAGAUGAUGGAGCCAAUUCCAGAAUUACCUACUCUCUGUAUAGCGAGGCCUCCAUUUCAGUAGCUGAUCUGCUUGAAAUAGAUCCAGACAAUGGAUGGAUGGUCACCAAGGGUAGCUUUAACCAACUGAAAAACACAGUUCUGUCAUUCUUUGUCAAAGCAGUUGAUGGUGGCAUUCCAAACAUUCCUGUAAAGCAUUCUCUCAUUCCUGUGUACAUCCAUGUUUUACCUCCAGAAACUAUUUUGCCUUCUUUUUCUCAACCCCAGUAUUCUUUUACCAUAGCAGAAGACACAGUCAUAGGUAGUACCAUUGACAUUCUGCAUGUUUCACCUAAUCAGGGUGCUUUGUACAGCACAGUUAAUGGUGAGCUGACUGAAAACAACAAAGAUGGGGUUUUCAUCAUAGAGCAAGACACGGGGCUCAUAAAACUGGAUAAGAGAGUUGACCAUGAGACAAAUCCUGCAUUUCACUUCAAAGUUGCAGCCACCAUUCAUUUAGACAAAAUAGACAUUGUGUUGACUGUGGAUGUGGAGGUUAAGAUAUUGGAUAUAAAUGACAACAAGCCCGUGUUUGAAACAGCUAGCUAUGAUGCAAUAAUCAUGGAAGGGAUGCCCGUAGGAACAAAACUUAUGCAAGUUAAAGCAACUGAUGCAGACUCGAGUGCAAAUGGACAGGUCACGUAUACACUUGCAGUGGAAUCGGAGUUGGAGAAGAUCACAGAAGCAUUCACCAUUGAUAGUAACAGUGGCUGGAUCAGCACACUGAAGGAUCUGGACCAUGAAAAGGAUCCUGCUUUCACCUUUGCAGUGGUGGCCUCAGAUCUGGGGGAAGCUUUAUCCUUGUCAUCAACCACUUUGGUCUCAGUUACUGUGACAGAUAUAAAUGAUAACGCACCUGUCUUUGAGUAUGAGGUGUACAGAGGGUCAGUGAAGGAGAGUGUCCCACCAGGGGAAGUUGUGGCUGUUCUUAGCACCUGGGAUGAAGACACAUCUGACGUCAACCGACAGGUUAGCUACCAUAUUACAGGAGGAAACCCCAAAGGGAAGUUUGCUCUGGGACUGGUUCAGAAUGAGUGGAAGGUUUAUGUUAAAAGGCCUCUAGAUCGGGAAGAACAAGACAUUUAUUAUCUGAACAUCACCGCCACGGAUGGUCUCUUUGUAACCCAAGCUGCUGUGGAAGUCACUGUCACUGACGUUAAUGAUAAUAAUCCAAUCUGUGAACAGGUUGCAUACACAGCACUGUUUCCUGAAGACAUUCCAUCAAACAAAGUCAUUCUCAAAAUCAAUGCUAAAGAUGCGGACAUUGGGUCCAAUGGUGAAAUUCGCUACUCUCUCUAUGGUGCCGGGAACAAUAAAUUUUUCUUAGAUCCAGAAAAUGGUGAGCUGAAAUCCUUGGCCCCUCUCGACCGAGAGAAAAUCCCUGCGUACAACUUGGUUGCCCGAGCUACAGAUGGUGGUGGCAGGUUUUGCCAAUCAGAAAUCCAUCUUAUUUUAGAAGAUGUUAAUGAUAAUCCACCAGUGUUUUCGUCUGAUCACUAUGCCGCAUGUGUCUAUGAGAAUACAGCCACUAAAGCUUUAUUAACAAGAGUCCAAGCCACUGAUCCUGAUGUUGGUGUGAACAGAAAAGUUACCUAUUCCCUGGCAGACUCUGCAGAUGGUUACUUCUCAGUUGAUCGGUCAUCAGGAAUCAUUAUUUUGGAGCAUCCACUUGAUAGAGAGUUUCAGUCUUCCUAUAACAUCAGUGUAAAGGCUUCAGAUCAGAGCAUUGUGCUGACCUUGUCCUCGUUUGCCACCGUUACCAUUACAGUGCUAGACAUUAAUGACAACCCCCCUGUGUUUGAAAGAAGAGAUUAUCUUGUCACAGUACCUGAAGACACCUUACCAGGCACUGAGGUCCUUUCUGUUUUUGCUACAAGCCAAGACAUUGGUACUAAUGCUGAGAUUGCCUAUUUCAUCAGAUCAGGGAAUGAGAAAGGGAAGUUCAGGAUUAACUCAAAAACAGGAGCAAUUUCCAUUUUUGAAGCUUUGGAUUAUGAAUCGUGUAAGGAUUUCUACUUAGUAGUGGAAGCAAAAGAUGGAGGUACUCCAGCCCUGAGCGCUGUGACGACUGUGAAUGUAAACGUGACAGAUGUCAAUGACAACGCACCAAAAUUCAGCCAGGUGGUCUACAGUGCAGUCAUCAGCGAGGAUGCCGCCAUCGGUGAUUCGGUGAUAAUGUUGAUAGCAGAAGAUCUGGACAGUCCUCCCAAUGGCCAGAUUCAUUUUUCCAUAGUGAAUGGGGAUCGAGACAAUGAAUUUUCAGUUGAUCCUGUUUUGGGACUUCUGAAGGUUAAAAAGAAAUUGGAUAGAGAAAGGAUAUCUGGUUAUUCAUUAGUUAUCCAGGCAAGAGACAGCGGCACCCCUCCUUUGUCUUCAUCUGUGACGGUCAACGUGGACAUUUCUGAUGUGAACGAUAAUAGCCCUGUAUUUACUCCAGCUAACUAUACAGCUGUAAUUCAAGAAAAUAAACCAGUGGGAACAAGCAUUUUGCAGCUGGUAGUGACAGACAAAGACUCUUUUCACAAUGGCCCCCCUUUUACCUUCACCAUCCUCACUGGCAAUGAAGAGGAGGAGUUUACUCUGGACCCUCACGGCAUCUUGAGAUCUGCAGUCAUCUUCAAGCACAUGGUUGCAACCGAAUAUGUGCUCUGCGUGCAGGCAAAGGACUCUGGGAGACCUCAGCAGGUUUCCCACACCUAUGUUCAGGUGAGGGUUAUUGAAGAGAGCAUUCACAAACCAACUGCCAUUCCACUGGAGAUUUUCAUUGUCACCAUGGAAGAUGAUUUCCCGGGGGGAGUCAUUGGGAAAAUUCAUGCCACAGAUCAGGAUGUGUACGAUGUCCUCACAUAUACGCUAAAAUCAGAGCAGAAAAGUUUGUUCAAGGUCAACAGCCAUGAUGGGAAGAUCAUUGCUCUUGGAGGGCUCGAUAACGGCAAGUAUGUCCUGAAUGUCUCUGUCAGUGAUGGCCGGUUCCAGGUACCCAUCGAUGUUGUGGUCCACGUUGAGCAAUUGCUACAAGAAAUGCUGCAGAACACAGUCACCAUCCGUUUUGAGAAUGUUUCCCCAGAAGACUUUGUGGGCCUCCACAUGCAUGGGUUCAGGCGUACCUUACGCAACGCAGUGCUCUCCCAAAAACAAGACAGCCUACACAUCAUCAGUAUUCAGCCGGUGGCAGGCAGCAAUCAGCUUGACAUGCUGUUUGCAGUUCAGAUGCACAACAGUGGUUUCUAUAAGCCUGCCUAUUUGAUUCAGAAGCUUACCAAUGCAAGGAGACAUUUGGAAAAUGUGAUUCGUAUUUCUGCUAUCUUGGAGAAGAAUUGCUCUGGACUGGAUUGUCAGGAACAACACUGUGAGCAAAGUCUAUCUAUUGAUUCGCAUUCCCUGAUGACCUAUAGCACAGCACGAAUUAGUUUUGUGUGUCCCCGCUUCUACAGGAAUGCGCGUUGCAUGUGCAAUGGAGGACUCUGCCCAGGGUCGAAUGAUCCCUGUCUGGAGAAGCCGUGUCCAGGGGACAUGCAGUGUGUGGGGUAUGAAGCUAACCGGAGACCGUUCAUCUGCCAGUGCCCACCAGGAAAGCUUGGCGAAUGCUCAGGCCACACUUCCCUUAGCUUUGCUGGGAAUAGCUACAUUAAAUACCGGGUUUCUGAAAAUAGCAAGAAAGAGGAAUUCAAGUUGGCUCUCCGUCUGCGAACCCUGCAAAGCAAUGGGAUUAUAAUGUACACCAGAGCGAAUCCCUGUAUAAUUCUGAAGAUUGUCGAUGGCAAAUUGUGGUUCCAGUUGGACUGCGGAAGUGGCCCGGGAAUCCUGGGAAUUUCUGGCAGGGCAGUUAAUGAUGGAAGCUGGCAUUCGGUCUUCUUGGAGCUGAAUCGUAAUUUCACAAGCUUGUCCCUGGAUGACAGCUACGUGGAGCGCCGCAAAGCCCCCCUCUACUUCCAGACUCUCAGCACGGAUAGCUCCGUCUACUUCGGCGCCCAGGUCCAAGUGGAUAACGUCCGCAGUCUGACCGACAAAAGAACAACGCAGGUUUUGAGCGGCUUUCAGGGUUGCCUGGAUUCAGUUGUCCUAAAUAACAACGAACUGCCGCUCCAAAACAAGCGCAGCAGCUUUGCUGAAGUGGUUGGCCUGACGGAAUUAAAGCUUGGCUGCGUCCUCUACCCCGAUGCCUGUGAGAGACAUCCCUGCCAGAACGGCGGCACCUGUACCACCGUGCCAUCUGGUGGCUACCAGUGCAAUUGCCUGUCCCAGUUUACGGGAAGGAAUUGUGAGUCGGAGAUCACAGCCUGCUUCCCAAAUCCCUGCCGGAAUGGAGGCUCAUGCGAUCCCAUCGGCAAUGCUUUCAUCUGCAACUGUAGAAAUGGCCUGACAGGAGUAACGUGUGAAGAAGACAUCAAUGAGUGUGAAAGAGAAGAAUGUGAAAAUGGUGGCUCCUGUGUCAACAUAUUUGGUUCCUUUCUGUGUAACUGCACCCCUGGCUAUGUGGGGCAAUACUGUGGUCUUCGCCCCGUGGUGGUUCCCAAUAUACAAGCUGGGCAUUCAUACGUUGGCAAGGAGGAGCUGAUAGGAAUAGCUGUGGUCUUGUUUGUCAUAUUUAUGUUGAUCAUCCUUUUUAUCAUUUUUCGCAAGAAAGUUUUUAGGAAGAACUAUUCCCGCAACAACAUCACUCUCGUACAGGAUCCAGCUACUGCUGCCCUGCUCAACAAGAGCAACGGCAUCCAGUUCAAGAACAUCAGGAACAGUGGAGACAGCAGAAAUAUCUACCAAGAGGUUGGGCCUCCGCAGGUCCCAGUGAGGCCAAUGGCCUAUACCCCAUGCUUCCAGAGUGACUCGAGGAAUAACCUGGACAAGAUAGUGGAUGGGCUUGGUGUGGAGCACCAGGAGAUGACAACAUUUCAUCCUGAGUCCCCUCGAAUACUAACGGCCAGGCGUGGGGUGGUGGUGUGCAGCGUAGCUCCAAACUUGCCUGCUGUGUCUCCUUGUCGCUCCGACUGUGACUCCAUCAGGAAGAGCACGUGGGAUGCUGGGACAGAAAGUAAAGGGGUUGAUGACGCUGAAGAAGUGACCUGUUUUGCAGGAAGUAAUAAAGGCAGCAACUCCGAAGUACAGUCCCUCAGCUCCUUCCAGUCUGAUUCUGGUGAUGAUAAUGCUUCCAUAGUGACUGUCAUACAGCUUGUCAACAAUGUAGUUGACACAAUAGAAAAUGAAGUGUCUGUUAUGGAUCAAGGACAGAACUACAACAGAGCGUAUCAUUGGGAUACCUCUGACUGGAUGCCAAGUGCUCGUUUGUCCGACAUUGAGGAAGUGCCCAACUUUGAGACGGCAGACGGAGGCUCGGCUCAUCACGGCAGCACCAGAGAGCUGGAAACAGAUUACUACCUUGGUGGCUACGACAUUGACAGUGACUACCCUCCCCCUCACGAAGAGGAGUUUUUAAGCCAGGACCAGUUACCACCUCCUCUUCCAGAGGAUUAUCCGGACCAAUAUGAAACUCUCCCACCCUCGCAGCCGGUCUCAAUGGCAAGUACGCUCAGCCCCGAUUGCAGGCGACGGCCGCACUUCCACCCUAGCCAAUACCUCCCUCCUCACCAGUUCCCCAAUGAGACAGACACCGCAGGGUCUCAGACUGGGAACGAAUUUAGUACUUUUGCUGUUGGCCCAAGCCAGAACACAGAAAAUGUUAGUGCAGGUAAGAUGCCCUUAUCCUUGCACAACUCCCUAGAUGCCUCCUCCUCUGACGUCUCAGCCAGCUGUGGCUUUGAUGACUCCGAAGUAGCCAUGAGUGACUAUGAAAGUGUGGAGGAACUCAACCUAGAAAAUAUUCACAUUCCAUUUGUGGAGACCCAGCAUCAGACACAAGUGUAAAGGAAGCUCCCUUCUUCUUCCUCUUCCUCCUCUUUUUUUUUUUCCUUUUUUUUUUUCAUUUGGUCCAAUUAAUAGUAUAAAUAUUGAGAAGAAAUUUUGCUGAAGGUGUAUCUAUAUAUAUUGGGCAAGGCAAAAUACAGUAUAACCCAUUAUUAACUUUUGGAAAUGAUACUGUAUGUGCAGACACGAAGAGACCAAUUGUGUUAAGUAUCAUCACAAAAUUGUUACGGACAAUCUGGAGAAUAUGUACCUUCUAUUUAUUACCAAGAGUAAAACUCAGCUUUUGAGGCAAGGGGAAAUAAUAAUUGCUAAAUAAUUUCUUUCUCUCCCACAAAGUUUGAUUUUUAUUUU
This is a messenger RNA of Antrostomus carolinensis (chuck-will's-widow), 10520 nucleotides long. RefSeq names its product FAT atypical cadherin 3 (gene FAT3). The annotation marks the transcript as partial. Gene Ontology annotation, molecular function: calcium ion binding. The transcript has 25 exons. Gene Ontology annotation, cellular component: plasma membrane. Gene Ontology annotation, biological process: homophilic cell-cell adhesion. NCBI's taxonomy places the organism in Eukaryota, Metazoa, Chordata, Aves, Caprimulgiformes, Caprimulgidae. The record is from RefSeq and is a predicted model, not a curated record.